Messenger RNA from Mugil cephalus (flathead mullet), 1006 nucleotides. RefSeq lists its product as uncharacterized. Gene Ontology annotation, cellular component: membrane. Bases 125 to 625 code for a protein of 166 amino acids. The transcript is spliced from 4 exons. The record is from RefSeq and is a predicted model, not a curated record. NCBI's taxonomy places the organism in Eukaryota, Metazoa, Chordata, Actinopteri, Mugiliformes, Mugilidae. Gene Ontology annotation, biological process: cell adhesion; tissue regeneration.
UUGUUAGUCCAGUCGCCACCCUGAAUUUGCAGCGGUGAGCUCAGAGUUUACGUCUUCACAGCUGCAGCAGGACAGUGUCUUGAGAGUUGCUUGGGAGUUAUCAAAGAGGGGAGACAGAGACAGAAUGAACGGAGAGGACGUAGCCCUGAAUAAAGUGGGGGACGUAGAAUUGCAGGCCUCCAAUAGAAAAGAGCAUCGCGCCAUCAACCUCAAUCACUAUGCCACUAAGAAGAGCGCCGCGCAGAGCAUGCUGGACGUGGCCCUGCUCAUGGCCAAUGCAUCCCAGCUGAAGACCGUCCUCUACGUGGGGUCCCAGUACCGGUUCUACAUACCCCUCAUCGUCCUACUGUCCCUGUCCAUCACGUUGCAGGUCAUAGUGGGACUGCUGCUCGUCUUCAUUGCAGUGAAGUAUGACCUGAACGAUGUGAGGAAGCACGCCAAGCUGAACAGGAUGAACAACGUAGCCACGGUCUUCGUCUUCUUCACAGUCCUCAUCAACAUCUUCAUUACUGCACUUGGAUUCGAGGGACUCACCAUGAGGUCAGCAGCAUCGCCUGUGAUAGGAUUACCAGAUAUUCAAAUACCCUCCGUUCCUAUUGACCUUAAUUCAACUGGUCAAAUUUAGACCGCUGUUUGGACUAAGAUUCACCAACUGGACUAAAACUGGACUAAAACUGGACUAAACUGAAUGGAUUUAAGUGAUCACGUAAGGGCUGCAAAGCAUUCGUGAACCCAGGUGACCUAAAGACAGCCUCAUAAAACCACAACCUCUGCACCAACCCUUACCUCAGCUAAAGCUCCACCAAGUGACCCCUCACAUUUGCAGUGCUGAGACAGUCAGUUACCAGGCUCUAUCUUGUAAAUAUGUUUUAAACCUCUUUUCAGCCCUUAUGUUGAAUUGGUAGAAUUCAACGGACUUAAGAGUUCUGCACAAAUUAUUUAUGUACCGAUUAAUAUGAAAGUGUAUCUUAUUUUUCUGAUAUUAAAACCUUUUCAAUUCUUCUGA